AUGCCCCCGCCGUCCUUUCGCGAGGUCACAGCCCGCGCCUGGGACGUCUACGACCUCGUCUGCUUCCUCGGCAUCGACGAGCUUCAAACCGACGAGGUGCGCACCGGCGCACCCCUCAUCGACCGAGGGAAGGCACACCAGAAGAAGUCGGACGGCUCGUACCUCUACCCCAAUGACCACGCCAUCCGCUCGGCAUGCCAGUUCCCCUUCUUCCUCGAUCGCACCCCUCGCCUGCACCAACUGUGGGCUGUGGCGACUUACUUUGCCCUCGCCUUCUCUGGCGACUCGCGCUUCAACAAGGUCGCCCACUACCUCAUUGCUGACGCCACCGGCCUGGGGAAGACGACGAUGAUGGCCAUGAUUGUGGCCUACCACGUAUGGCUGAAGCAUCGUCUUCGCGAGGACCCCACGUUUGUGGCCCCCGUCAUGGCGCCAGAGAAGGUAUACCUCAUGAAGGGAAAGUGGAAAGAGACCGUCUCGCAGAGCGCUCCUGUUCGCUUCCACCCGGGUGACGGCGUCAAGAAGAUCGAGCCAGUCCUGAUUGUGACGACCACCUCCGUUCUCCCCCAGAUUCAAGACGAGUUGUGCGAACUGCUGGACGGAGACCACUUCAUCGUGGCGGGGCUCGAGAAAGCCCACAAGUCUCACGAGUUGCGCCACCGCAAGCAAUUCUGGAACCUGCUGGGGAAGGAGCGGGUCCCUGUGGUCAUUACCACAUGGAUUGCCCUUCGGGACGAGUUCAAGGAGGUGUUCGACAGCGGCGACUUCAAGUCUGACUUCAAGAACAUCAGCUUGUUCUCGUCGUCUAGCCGCAAAGUCAUCCGGUGGGGCAUGGCAUUUUACGACGAGGUGCAGACGGUGCGCAACCCAGAAGCCGAGGUGUCCAUCGCGACGGCCUCGCUUUCGCAAGUUGCUAGGAUGACGUUUGGGACGACAGCGACUCCGUUUUUCAACGACCCGCUCGACCUUCUUAACAUUCUGCGCGCACUUGGGACCUCAGACAGCGACCUUCGACCUCCCCGCUCAAUUCCCCUGCCGACUUCGUCCAGUGUUCGCGAAUCGACACUGGGGUCCCUCAUGAAGACCUACAAUGUUCGUGCUGCCUACUGGCCCAUCAUCAUCCAGUGUCGCAUUUUGGAGAACAGGCGCAACCAACUCCAGCACACUAUCAAGGAGCUUCGCAAAAACAUGCGAGACGGUGAAGACACCAUCCCCCUCGGCUCCAACUGGGAGUUUAUCGCUUUGCCCGUCAACGACAAAUCGAAGCAAGUUAUCGAAGACUGGGCACAAUGGGAGAAGGAUGUCGCCGAGUUGGUGAUGGAACCCAUCGCCCAACUUGGCCAGCCGUUCAUGCUGCGACGAGUGCUCGACACCAAGGACGAGGACGACAAUUGCCUCGGGUGCGAUGUCUAG
Vanrija pseudolonga is the source of this 1413-nucleotide messenger RNA. RefSeq lists its product as uncharacterized. Bases 1 to 1413 code for a protein of 470 amino acids. The transcript is spliced from 3 exons. The record is from RefSeq and is a predicted model, not a curated record. Lineage: Eukaryota; Fungi; Basidiomycota; Tremellomycetes; Trichosporonales; Trichosporonaceae. Gene Ontology annotation, molecular function: ATP binding; ATP-dependent chromatin remodeler activity.